Mytilinidion resinicola is the source of this 240-nucleotide messenger RNA. RefSeq lists its product as uncharacterized. The record is from RefSeq and is a predicted model, not a curated record. The annotation marks the transcript as partial. The transcript has a single exon. NCBI's taxonomy places the organism in Eukaryota, Fungi, Ascomycota, Dothideomycetes, Mytilinidiales, Mytilinidiaceae.
ACUGGGAAGGUAGUAGUAUAUAGUAGCACGGUUGGAAAAGUAAAAAGGAUAGCGCAGGCGUUGGAUUGCAGCGCGUAUUACUAUAAUAUAGUAGGUAAAGCAAGUAUAUUAAGCGAGUUUAUAGACGGCAAGCAACGGGUAAUUAUAGUAAUAAGCGCGUUGGGUAUAGAGGUAGAUAUACCGGAUAUUCGGUGCAUUAUAUAUAUAGAUUGGCCGCGAAUAUUAUUAGAUUAUAUAUAG